Myxocyprinus asiaticus (Chinese sucker) is the source of this 4043-nucleotide messenger RNA. Its product is annotated as volume-regulated anion channel subunit LRRC8E. The record is from RefSeq and is a predicted model, not a curated record. Lineage: Eukaryota; Metazoa; Chordata; Actinopteri; Cypriniformes; Catostomidae. The transcript is spliced from 3 exons. Bases 675 to 3083 code for a protein of 802 amino acids. Gene Ontology annotation, molecular function: protein binding.
GGUUCCUCUUUACAAAUUAAGCUUUUUGUUUGAAAAGUGAUUUCUUUUUCCUUUCAUCACUUAAGUAUAAAAGGCUCAUGUAACAUUUGCUUUGUAAAUUGUACAGCAACAAUACAUUGUGAAUGCAUUGUAUAUUUCUUGGAGUGGUUUAUCUUUGAUGGAGCCGCACGGUGGCGCCAAAACUUUGACUAUAAAGCACUUUAUCUGCUUGAUAAAUGUUUGAAAUAUUUAAUUUGUAAAAACGUAUGUAGUUUUGAUGUUGACGUAAUAUUAAAGAUAAUCUUUGUUUAAACAGCUGAGGGAAUCCUAAUAAAUCAUCUCGCAUAAUUCAGGGAUAAGAUGUUUCUUGACGACUAGAUGAAAGGUUUUGUAGAACAGAUAGAGAUGUUUAUAGAGUAUUCAGAUUUACGCUCGUUUGAAGUUUAGAGUUUAAUCUGACGUCACAAGAUGUCAGUGUAAUAUGAGUGUUGUCGGAAUGUUUCAUCUCUGACUCAUUGUAAAGAAAGGUUUAUUGUGGGAGGGGCUUGAACGGCAGUGCUGAAUCUCUAUUUCAGUUCUACACACAAGAGAAACUUCUGCUAGUAAAAGUGAUUGACUUUCAUGAGUAUUAUAUUUGUUCUGAAGUAUGGAAAAACACGUGUAGAUCUACCGGCUACAGGAACACAGGUGUGAAGAUGAUUCCUGUGAAUGAGUUCCGGAGCAUCACAACAGAACAGAACCCGAAGUUCAGGGUUCUGAAGCCGUGGUGGGACGUGUUGUCCGAAUAUCUGGGCAUUGCCAUGCUCAUGAUUGGGGUGUUCGGCUGCACAGUUCAGCUGACACAGGAGAAGAUUUCUUGCCUGCCAAACCACUUCACGGAUCUCUCGAGAGGAGACAUGAACUGCAGUCAUCUACAAGAGCACAAAGAGAAUGAGAGUAUGUGGCAGUACACCAUCACCAAACGUCUGAGUCCGAACAUCAUCGAAGUGUUCGGCAGGAAGAAUGGCCUCGAUAUCCACCAGUAUGAGUUUGUCAAUCACUUCUGUUAUGAGCGUGCCAUACACUGGUAUGGCAAGUACUUCCCCUACUUGGCGCUCAUCCACAGCAUGAUCUUUAUGGUGGCCAGCAGCUUCUGGUUCAAGUUUCCAGGAACAUCAUCAAAGAUCGAGAUGUUUGUGAUCAUACUGGGAAAAUGCUUCGACUCUCCCUGGACCACAAGAGCGAUCAGUGAAGUGUCAGAAGAAAGGAGAGAAGAGAGAACGGCCACAUGGAGAAAGAAUUCCAUGACAAAAUCCACAAUAGAUGAUGACACAGUGACUCUGAUCCGAUCUUCUGUAAAGUCCAACUCUGAUCAGAAAUCAGCAGAAACCGCUGCAUCGCUCUUGGAUAAAAAAGAGGGCGAGCAGGCCAAAGCCCUGUUUGAAAAAGUCAAAAAGUUUCGGACACAUGUUGAGGAGGCAGAUCUUCUUUACCUUAUGUAUGUGCUACAGACUGCGUUAAAAGUCUUCAAAUUUGCUCUUAUCACCAUGUAUAGUGUCAUGUCGGUUCCAAACAUCCAGAUUGUGGUGAUGUGCUCGGUGCCUCCAGAUCUCACGGGCUUUGGGGCAUUCUGCUGUAACUAUAAUAAAGCACAUCUGUUCUCUAAAUUAGCAUAUUGUUACAUAUGUUUCGUUGGGGUGUAUGGAAUGUUGUGUGUAUAUUCACUAUAUUGGCUGUUUCAUCGACCAUUGAAAGAGUAUUCCUUUGAGGCCGUUCGAUUGGAGACGGGAAUCAAUGACAUACCAGAUGUUAAAAAUGAUUUUGCGUUUCUCCUGCACCUCAGUGACCAGUACGACGCCCUCUACUCCAAACGCUUCGCCAUCUUUCUCUCUGAAGUGAGCGAGAGCCGGUUGAGGCAGGUGAACCUCAAUAACGAGUGGACGACUCAAAAACUCUGCACUCGUUUGGCGCGCAACGCGAGCGAGCGGUUGGAGCUCCACUUGUUCAUGCUACCGGGGCUACCAGACACCGUCUUUGAGAUUCCAGAAGUAGAAUCCCUCAAACUGGAGAUGAUAAGCAAUGUCACCAUAUCUGGCAGUGUAACACAGCUCAAAACCUUGCAGGAGAUGUCAUUAAUCCACAGUCCAGCCAAGCUCCAGCUAGUGGCCCUCAAUCACCUACGUGAGAACCUCAAAGUUCUGCGUCUAACCUUUGAGAGCCCAGACCAGGUGCCACUGUGGAUGUACACCUUACAGAACCUGGAAGAACUUCAUUUGAGCGGCCCCUUAAGCAAUGAGCUCUCUCGCAGUCCCAACUUGGACACCUUACGUGAGCUUAAAAAUCUACGUGUGCUGACGUUACGUUGUAAACUGACCAAGAUACCGCCCAGUACCGUGGAUGUUUCCGGUCAACUGUUGCGACUGUGUGUUCACAACGAAGGAACCCGACUUCAGGUCUUCAAUAGUCUGAAAAAGCUGGUUAACCUCGCUGCUCUGGAGCUGACAGGCUGUCGACUGGAGCGAAUCCCCAGUGCUGUCUUCAGUCUUUCCCACCUGAAGGAGCUGGACCUGAGAGAGAACAGGCUCACCAGCAUAGAGGAAAUCCUGAGUCUGCAGCACUGUCGCCGUCUGACGACCCUUAGGCUGUGGCACAAUGAUAUUUCUUGCAUCUCCGAGCACGUCUGCAAGCUCCGCGCCCUGGAGACUCUGGACAUGAGCUGGAAUAAGAUCCGCAGACUUCCCGCUCGCCUCUGUUACUGCACCAAACUACGACAUUUGGACCUCUCGCACAACCAGCUGACAUCCCUGCCUUCAGAAAUCGGCAUCCUUCAGUGUCUGCAGUUCCUCUCUGUCGCCUUCAACUCACUGGAGUCUCUCCCUGAAGAGCUGUUCUCCUGUAAGAGGCUGAAAGUUCUAGCAUUGGGGAAUAACAGCAUUUCUGUGUUGUCCCCACGGGUCAUGAAUUUGGCUCAGCUGGUGAGGCUCGAGUUGAAGGGUAACCGGCUGGAGUCAUUGCCUGCUGAGAUCGGCAACUGUAUCUCACUGAAACUAGCUGCUCUUAUUGUGGAAGAUGGCCUGAUUGACCUGCUGCCGCCAGACGUCAAAGGCAAAAUGAAAGACAGAUAAUACAAAUACUGGUUUGACACAAAUGUCAGUGAGAAUUGAAAAAGCUCUGUUAAGCAUGACCAUUCACAAACUUUUAAAGUAUUCUUUGAGUAAAACAACUGAUUUACUUCAAUCUUUUAAAUAACCCAAUGCAUCUGUUAGACAAGCAAUGAUCAAAACUAUAUGAUGUACACUGAUUACAUCAAUUACAAGUGCCUUCAGUUUUUAAGCAUGAUUGUUACACAGAAGGUGCAUCCUGUGCAUUGUUGUAUUUGCAGCAUGAAACACUGAACUUUCACCUGACCGACUAGAACGACUAGAUCACCCGGACGACAGCUCUUAAAAUCGGUCUGCACAUUAGUCACAGUGUUUUGACAUAAUAGCAAUACUGACACAAUAUCGAUAUUAACAGAAAAGCUGUAGUCUGAGGCUUAUAAUUGAUCCGCUGUCAUGUGUUGAGCAGCUGUGACUUCUUCAGAGCAAACACUGCAGGGUAUGAAUGCUGUAGUGGUCACUGGUGAACCGCUAAUACAGGAACAAAUGUAACUGAAAAUAAAUAAGCUAAUCUUUCAUGUAUUACCCCCAGUGAUGUAUAUCCUUUUAACCUUGUUGUCUCUGUAUUUCCUGAGGUUUUCUUCCCAGUUGUUCAGAUGUUUAUAUAAUGAAAUAUGUUCAUUCUGCUGUCAGUACAGUCAUACCUGAAUCAUUUGUUAAUACAGCAGAAACAUGCCGUUACAAUCUGAAUGCUAAAUCAUGCUGCAACUUGUCUCCAGAACAAUAAGCAUUCACUGCACACAGAGUUCUUCAAACAAAUGUGAUUCUUAAGUGACGUGUCUUCCUGGUUAAUGGGUGUGGCUCAGCAGGUUUCCAUAAGUCUGUGGAGAUUCUCUUAAAUAAACACUUCUCUUAUAGAACAGGGGGUUUUUUUGUAGUAAGCUCCAAAAUAAAUAUACAAUGCCAUGUUAAAGAUUUGUGGCUAGA